Capsicum annuum is the source of this 2016-nucleotide messenger RNA. RefSeq names its product nuatigenin 3-beta-glucosyltransferase-like. Gene Ontology annotation, molecular function: UDP-glycosyltransferase activity. Bases 45 to 1490 code for a protein of 481 amino acids. The record is from RefSeq and is a predicted model, not a curated record. The transcript has a single exon. NCBI's taxonomy places the organism in Eukaryota, Viridiplantae, Streptophyta, Magnoliopsida, Solanales, Solanaceae.
CUUCGGCCAUUGUUAGGUGAACUUCCGUCACUUCAAGUGCAGUAAUGGCACAAAAAGAUGGUGAACUCCAUGUAGUUUUCAUUCCAUACUUUACGCCAAGUCAUAUGAUUCCCUUGGUCAAUACAGCCAGACUUUUUGCAAGCCAAGGUGUCAAAGUUAGCAUUAUCACCACAUUCUAUAAUGCCCUCCUUUUCGAGUCCUCCAUUGAUGAUUCUGACCACCGUAUCUUGAUCCACAAACUCAAGUUCCCAUCUGAUGCAGUAGGCUUACCUGAAGGGAUUGAAAACUUCAGUGCAAUCACUAGCCCAGAAAUGUCUGUGGGGGUGUGGAAGGGACUUGUUUUGCUUCAAAAACCGAUCGAAGAUCUUACUGUUGAACUUCGUCCUCAUUGCAUUGUUUCAGAUCUGUGCCUUCCAUGGACUGUGGAUGUAGCCGAGCGACUAAAGAUACCUAGACUUGCGUUUCAUCCUACCAAUGUUAUGCUACACUGUGUUGAACAUUGUUUGAAGCUUUAUACACCUCAUGAGAAGGUAAGUUCAGAUUCAGAAAGUUUCUUGAUUCCAGGUUUACCAGAUAAUAUUGAAAUGAAAAGAUCUCAACUUCCCGAAAAUAUAAUUAUAACCAAUCCCGAAGGACCAUACUGGGAGAUGAUGAAGAGAAUUAAAGAAUCAGAACCUCGGAGCUAUGCCAUGAUUCAUGACACUAUCUAUGAUCUAGAGCCAAGUUAUGCUGAGCUUUACCAGAAAAUCAGAGGUAAAAAACCAUGGUUGAUUGGUCCUUUGUUUCACUUCUCAAAGAGAGAAGAAGCAAAUGCUGCAGUUCAGGAGCGACACAGCUGCCUAAGUUGGCUUGAUUCUCAAGAACCAAACUCUGUUGUGUACAUUUGUUUUGGAAGUAUGGGGACGCUUUCUGGUGCUCAGCUCACUGAAAUUGCCUUGGCUCUUGAGGCCUCGAAUUCAUCGUUUCUUUGGGUGGUAAGGAAGGGUGACAAAGAGCAAGAAAGUUGGAUGCCUACUGGCUUUGAGGAAAAAUUACUCGCCAACAACAAAGGUUUGAUAGUCAGAGGUUGGGUGCCACAACUGAUGAUCUUGAACCAUCCAGCAACCGGAGCUUUCAUGAAUCACUGUGGCUGGAACUCCACUUUGGAAUCUUUCACAGCUGGAGUACCAAUGCUCACAUGGCCAUUGUUCGCAGAGCAGUUCUACAAUGAGAAGUUGGUGGAGAUUCUUGGAUGCGGGGUUGGGGUUGGGGCAGAGGUGUGGCACAUUUCGUUUGACAUCAAGGAUACAAUUGUCAAGAAGGAAAAGAUAGAGGAGAGUUUGAAGAUGUUGAUGAACACCUCCAGAGAAAGUGAAAAGAUCAGAAGUACAGCAAAAGACGUCGAAGCAAUGAUUAAGAGGGCUAUAGAAAAAGGAGGUUCUUCUUAUAAUCACCUAACAGAACUAAUAGAGGAGCUCAAGUGUCAUGUUUUUGGCACCUUGGAAGAGUAAUUGAAAAUCUAAUAUCCCGAGCUUUACUAAUUUUUCCUAAAUAUGCAUCACGUAUCAUGGGUGCUGAACUCGCAUCAACUACAAGACAUAAUAAAAGGGGAAAUGAAAUAACAUGUUAUGUUUCAAGCAUCUUUUAUCAUCAACAAAAUCUAGUGCUGAGAAAAUAAAAUUAGGUGGACGUACAAGCAAUACUUUUCCCUUCUCUAGAAUACUAUCAUAUGGUUGCAACGUUUUUUUAUUCCAUUUUUAAGAUAAUACAUGAAGAAUACUGACUUACUGGAGGAGAAGUUUAUCAUGUUUUGCCCGUUGGUGCUCUAUAAACAAAUAGCGAACAGCAGCUUGCUUUUUGGUUUCACACAAUCAGUAACUGACAGAUUGCUAGCACAGAAAAACAGAGGUUUCGUCUAAUAAAUCGCAAGUAAAAACAUAACUAAUGGACCAAUCACAUUGGAAAAAGUAACAAGGUAUGCAUGUCACGCAGACGACCAUAUAUUGUUAAAUCAUAAUGAAGCCUGCACACACCAAA